UAUAUAUAUACGUCUGCGAAUUUUGCGAGAAAAAAGAUGCUUAUAUUAAAGAUAGGGAAGUUAAUAUAACAUGUAAAAGUAAUAAAUGUCAUCCUUGCAAAAAGAACAAAAAUCCAGCAUUCUAAAUUUAUGCUUUAUCAUGUUGAUAUAACUACACGUAUGUACACAUGCAAAUGGCUUCGGCAAAGAUUGAGUUUGCGGUACAUAUGACAUGCGAGAAAUGUGUCGACGCAAUUUCUAAGAGUGUAUCGGAUUUAAAGGGUAUUCGAAAUAUUGAUAUUUCAUUGGAACGCGGCACCGUUAUUAUUGAAACGGACCUACCUUAUUUUAUCAUUCAAGAAAGGAUCGAACAGACUGGAAGGCAAGCAGUGUUGAAAGGAUACGGAGAUGGAUUAAGCGCUGUAUCAAUGUUGGGUGGGAAUUCGGGAUACAGUGUAGAAAAUUUAAUCAAAGGUGUAAUAAGAUUUGCGCAGACUCCACAAGGAUGUAUUAUAGAUGGUACGGUUGAUGGAUUGACAUUGGGAGAGCAUGGUAUGCAUAUACACGAAUGCGGCGAUAUAUCUAAUGGCUGUGAUAGUGUAGGUGAACACUUCAAUCCAAACAAUUCCCCACAUGGCGCUCCUGAGAAUGAUCUGUCAGAGAGGCAUAUCGGUGAUCUUGGUAAUAUCUUAGCAGAUGCUACAGGUAGAGCUACUUUUCGAAAGAUAGACAGAUUCCUUAAAAUAUCUGAUAUCAUUGGGAGAUCGCUCGUUGUUACCAAUGACCCUGAUGAUCUAGGGAAGGGUGACAAUUCAGAAUCCAAAAUAAAUGGAAACAGUGGAAUUAGGCUGGCUUGUGGUAUUAUAGCCAGAUCUUCUGGAUUAUUUCAAAAUACAAAAAAAAUUUGUGCAUGCGACGGUCUUACAAUAUGGGAUGAAAGAGAUCGAGCCCUUGCAAAUCAUGGUAUUAAAAGUUACGCAAAAUUGAAUGAAAAAAUAUGCAUAAUACUUUGAAUAUCUUAGGAAAAAGAGAACUGUUCUUAGAAAUUUAACUAUGCAUCAAAAUUUGUCACGUUCUAUUUAUUAUUAGUUUUAAAA
Camponotus floridanus (Florida carpenter ant) is the source of this 1076-nucleotide messenger RNA. It is a transcript of the gene Ccs, whose product is annotated as copper chaperone for superoxide dismutase. Gene Ontology annotation, biological process: removal of superoxide radicals. Bases 168 to 992 code for a protein of 274 amino acids. The record is from RefSeq and is a predicted model, not a curated record. Gene Ontology annotation, molecular function: copper ion binding. The transcript has 6 exons. Lineage: Eukaryota; Metazoa; Arthropoda; Insecta; Hymenoptera; Formicidae.